GCCUUCUUUUGAGCCUAAGUCAUGAGUUGGAUGUUCCUCAGAGACCUCCUGAGUGGAGUAAAUAAAUACUCCACUGGGAAUGGACAAAUUUGGCUGGCUGUCGUGUUUGUCUUCUGUUUGCUGGUCUACAUGGUGGCAGCAGAGCAUGUGUGGAAAGAUGAGCAGAAAGAGUUUGAGUGCAACAGUAGACAGCCUGGUUGUGAAAAUGUGUGUUUUGACAACUUCUUCCCCAUUUCCCAAGUCAGACUUUGGGCCUUACAACUGAUCAUGGUCUCCACACCUUCCCUUCUGGUGGUUUUACAUGUAGCCUAUCGUGAGGGUAGAGAGAAAAGGCACAGAAAGAAACUCUAUGUCAGCCCAGGUACAAUGCAUAGGGGCCUAUGGUACACUUAUCUUAUCAGCCUCAUUGUUAAAACUGGUUUUGAAAUUGGCUUCCUUGUUUUAUUUUAUAAUGUGUAUGAUGGUUUUAGUGUUCCCUACCUUAUGAAGUGUGAUCUGAAGCCUUGUCCCAACACUGUGGACUGCUUCAUCUCCAAACCCACAGAGAAGAUGAUCUUUGUCCUUUUGUUGGUCAUCACCUCAUGCUUGUGUAUUGCCUUGAAUUUCACUGAACUGAGCUUUUUGGUUUUCAAGUGCUUUAUUAAAUGCUGUCUCCAAAAACAUUCAAAAAAAUUCAAGUCCUCAGUGUGUGAAUGCCAUGGCCUCAGAUAUGUUCAAUGUGGUGGGAGAGGGGCCCCUCCCUACUUCAGAAUCAUCAUUCAUGCUUGGCCAUAAACACACUCCCACUACCUGGAGCAAAGCUACUUGGUGACACACAACAGGGUUAAACAAAGAAGACCUGCACCCCUACUCAGCAAGGCCUAAGCUGAGUUGGAAGACAAAGCAUGCCAGCCUUAGUGUCAUUUGGAAGGAUUUUUUUAUACAUGGUCAAAUGCUGUCAGUUGUGAGCACUAGACUGAGGUGUCAUUGUUUUGUUGUAGGGUUCUCCAGUAUGUAGAUAACAUGAGUUGUUGUAGAAAAGUUAGUUGCAAAUUAGUAUGGAGAAAUCUAACAGGAUUCUUUUAAGAGCUUAGAUUUCUUAGGAACAAAAAAAAAAAAAAGAAAAAAAGAAAAAAACCCUGUGUCAAUUUUCUGUUUUUUUCUGUCUCAUUACAAUUUGUGCACAAUGAACCAGAAAAUAUAAAAAGUGAUACUUCAGACAAAUGUGAUGGCCUCCAAGCUGAAAUGAAGGAAUAGGCAAUCUUUCCAAAGUGGCAGCCCAGGCCCCACUCCCUGUCCUACUCAAUCUCUGUAAGAAGAAACUGUGGGAUGGGGUAGCAGCCAGCUGGCAGCACACAGAGGCACAUUCAACAGAAAGACCCUACUUGGGGAAAAGGCCACAGAGCCCAGGCCUCUUGUCAGUUCAGGGAUCCUUGGAUACAAGUGGACUAGGGCAAAGGAAAGAAAGCUGUCAUUUCGGUCGUCUCCAAAUUAGAUACAAACAUUACUGGGAGGUAUCCCACGUAAGCCUGAACCAGUAGACAUCCAAAAGGGGCACUCUAGAGUCAGAGGGGAAGACAGGUGCCCCAGAAGGCAACACAUUGAUAGGGACUGGAGGCCACAGAAAAAGAACAUACCCAUUCGAUAAUUACUCUUCUAUUUAACCAAAAAACAUUGAAAUACUUUGUAAAUAUUCAUACUGUUGAAACUUUCAUAAUCAGGAAUUCACUAUGUACUAUAUAGUAUGUCACAGUUUGCCUAGAAUUUACUAGUAUAUCUCCUCUAGGACAGAUAGUAAAAUGUGUACUAUGUUACAGUGAUGCAAAAAUGUUUAAAAAGUUCAUCACUUGUUUUGAAGACUAGAACUUUCUUUACUUUUCUAUAUUUGUCUAGAAAUUCAGAUACAUUCCCUCUGGAUUUAAUACACUAACAGAUGUACAUUUCUCCAGAAUAAAAAUAAAGGUAUUUUGCAAUGCU
This is a messenger RNA of Callithrix jacchus (white-tufted-ear marmoset), 1956 nucleotides long. RefSeq names its product gap junction protein beta 7 (gene GJB7). Gene Ontology annotation, cellular component: connexin complex. Gene Ontology annotation, biological process: cell-cell signaling. The record is from RefSeq and is a predicted model, not a curated record. Gene Ontology annotation, molecular function: gap junction channel activity. NCBI's taxonomy places the organism in Eukaryota, Metazoa, Chordata, Mammalia, Primates, Cebidae.